Messenger RNA from Elgaria multicarinata webbii, 4061 nucleotides. RefSeq names its product DNA cross-link repair 1A (gene DCLRE1A). The transcript is spliced from 11 exons. The coding region runs from base 447 to 3527 and encodes 1026 amino acids. Gene Ontology annotation, molecular function: damaged DNA binding; 5'-3' DNA exonuclease activity. Lineage: Eukaryota; Metazoa; Chordata; Lepidosauria; Squamata; Anguidae. Gene Ontology annotation, biological process: interstrand cross-link repair; double-strand break repair via nonhomologous end joining. The record is from RefSeq and is a predicted model, not a curated record.
CUCAGCUUGGGGCCGUGUCUCUCUUGAGCUGAGGGGCCAUUCAUUUGGAAGCGGCCAUAGUUCAGAGUCCAAGGGCAGGAGGAACAUUGGAGAAAGCAAAUAAGUCAGUGGAAGAGUUCUGACAUCCUCUAAUGAAACUUCCCAUAAAUUGUGACUAUAAAGGCUUACCUCAUGGAUAGAUCAUUGGUGAAAGAAAGGGUAUCUUUUCUAAGUGCACUUUACUUUGUUUUAAAAUGUAAUUCAUUGAACUGCAACCCCAAAUCCAGAGCUUUUUAUUAUGUGUGAUGGUAAUGUGUAUGGACCAAUCUGAUUUUUAAAAUGGCAUUUGGUUCUCUUUGUCAUACACAUCAAGGAAGCAAAAGCUGGUGCAAUAACAAUACAUACAUUUGAAAACAUCAAAAUACUAUUAAAUCUGAAGCAGGUGUUUUGUUUGGUUUUGGAUUGUCAUGUCUGAAGAUGGUCUGUCAGAGGAGGACAUCUGGGAAUACAAAUCUGUUAGGAAGCUAAAGCCAUUAGGUCAGCAUUCAGAAGCCAACUGUACAAAUGUACAGAAAACAAAUGAUGGAAAGGCUAAGCCACAAAGAAGUGGCAACAGGAAAAUGUCAGAAGCAGAAGAUAUCCCUAAGAAGAUAAAGCAGGGGCCAAGGAAGAGAGCUACCCAAACACCCUUAAAAACAAAUCUACACUUCAACGUUUCCAAUGAUGAUCCUGUUGCACAGUCACAAGAAAGUGUGCCAUCAACUUCAGCUAAACAAAAGAAAAACUACAAAAAGCAAAGCCCUUCAAAGGCACGGCCAGUUUAUGAAGGAUACUGCCCAAGUUGCCAGAUGCCAUUCUCUUUGUUGUUGAUUCAGACACCUCGGUGGCAUGUUACAGAAUGUUUGGAUGGUUCAAAGCCUGCUGAGAAAGAGUGCCCCGAUGGUCUCCUGUGCACUUCAACCAUUCCUUCUCAUUACAAACGUUAUAGCCAUUUCCUUCUUGCAGCAAGCAGAGCAGGAGAGUAUGUUGCUGAAUUCUCCUCAACUGGCACAAAGGAUAAUUUCUUUGGAGCUGGUGCUGCUCCAUCCAUCAGCUGUGAUGCCUUCAGUUAUGGAGAGUUACAUGAUUUAAACAACUCCGAGGAUGUGGGAAAACCUCCAAGAGAGUGCCUUUUCUUACCAAAACAGAGUAUGACAGCUACAAAUUCUAUGGACAUAACCAACAUAAAUCCUCCCUCUUUGGAAAAUAUUAAAGGAUCUGAACAUAGGAUUCAGUCUACAGAUAGUACAAAGCUGGAGUGCCCUGGCCCUCUAUCUCAACAAUAUGAAAGUGAUGAGGAUCUGGACAGUCAGCAUGGCUCUUAUCAAUUAAAUAUGCUCAUUUCAGAAGCUGUCUUAAGUGACUGUGACAUUACUUACUCUCCACUUAAUACAGAUGAGGAAGAGGCUAUACAGACGGAGGAGGAAGAGGAGGAGGAGAAAGCAGUGGUGGCAGUAGCAGCAGCACAGAUAAAACAUUUUAGGAAAAGAUUAUUUAUCAAUGGAAAGCUGGAAGAUAAGGAUGGAACUGUUGAAAGUUCCAUAUUUUAUAAGCCACUUUGUGCUUCACAACAGGGGGAAUUUGAUCGUAACAAUGUUAAAAUAAUGCAAGCUUGCACAGCAAACAAGGAACCCCAUAACACAUUAAAUGCACUCCAAACUGUGGGUGGAAUUUCUUGGCCACUCUCCCACAGUAGCACACUAAGUAGGGUUUGCACUUCGACAAAUAUUCUUGAGCAGUUGGAACAGCCCACAGAAGUCCUCACUCUCCCUGUUGAAUGUAAAAGAACUAAGGAGGAGCUUGAGUGGCUUAAACGGAGCUCUUCUGCUACAGGUGAAUGUGGGUGGGGCAACUGUAAUGACUAUAAUUGGGUUUCUGAAGAUUCUGCAAUUAAGGAUAUAUUGGUGGCUUCAGUAUCCAAAGAAGAAGGUAUUGGGUCUUUUCUACCUAGCCAAAGUGGUACUAGAGAGGAGCCCAAUAGUAGCUUAGAUACAAAAAGUAAAACUGUUACUUCCACAUGUAGAAACAUGUUGGCUCAGAACAAUUCAUACUCAAUAAUAGAAAAAGAAGGAAACUUUUGUAAUAACACAACUAUGCCCAUUUUUCCUAGUACAAUUUCUAAAGCAUUGCAAUAUGUUCCUGCUGCAAACACUAAGGUCCAAACCAUUCCUGCAAAAGAACUAAAACAAAUGGACAUCGGUGUUUUCUUUGGGUUGCAACCGAAAGCAAAAAUGGAGAGUGACCAAAUGAAAAAUCUUUGUGAGGGAGCACAGACUUGGAGUCCAUUAGCUACUACAGGAAAGAGGCCCAGAUCUCAAAAGAGGAAAGCUGAAGGAUCAGUAGGAGACUCCGAUAUGAUCACAGAAAGUUCGAGCAAGAAUGUCAGCCCUGCAGAUCCAACAUCUGGUAGACAGAGAAGGUGGAGAAAGAAAUUUAAAGAGCCAUGUCCUGCUGCAGAAGAAAUGGGGAAAAAACAGUGUCCCUUCUAUAAGAAGAUACCAGGAACAGGUUUCGUAGUAGAUGCAUUCAAGUAUGGAGAAAUUGAAGGAUGUACGGGUUAUUUCCUGACACAUUUCCAUUCUGAUCAUUAUGGCGGCCUAACUAAAAAGUUUACGUUCCCAGUAUAUUGCAACAAGAUAACUGGAAACCUGGUGAAGAGCAAACUUCACGUGCAAGAGCAGUAUGUCAAAAUCCUACCAAUGGAUAGAGAAUGCGUAAUAAAUGGGAUCAAAAUAGUGUUGCUUGAUGCUAAUCAUUGUCCUGGUGCUUCAAUGAUCCUUUUUAUCUUUACAAAUGGGACUGUUAUAUUACACACAGGAGACUUCAGAGCAGAUCCUUCUAUGGAGCGUUAUCCUUUCCUGAUUGGCCAGAAAGUUCAUACCCUCUACUUAGAUACAACGUACUGCAGUCCUGAAUACACUUUUCCUUCCCAGCAAGAAGUGAUUCAGUUUGCGGUCAAUACUGCCUUUGAGAUGGUGACCUUAAACCCACGAACUUUAGUUGUUUGUGGCACAUAUUCUAUUGGAAAAGAAAAGGUCUUUCUAGCUAUUGCUGAAGUCCUGGGCUCAAAGGUGAGCCUGUCCCAAGACAAAUACAAAACACUACACUGCCUGGAAUCGGCAGCAAUAAAUUCCCUCAUUACUCUAGACUGGAAUAACACUUUGCUUCACCUUCUGCCCAUGAUGCAAAUUAAUUUUAAGGCUUUGCAGAACCACUUGAACAAAUUCUCUGAGAAAUUUGAUCACAUUUUGGCUUUUAAACCCACUGGCUGGACUUUUUCGAAUGGGUGUUGCUCUUUGAGUGAUAUCCAACCUCAGACUAGAGGAAGGAUCACCAUAUAUGGGAUCCCUUACAGUGAGCACAGCAGCUUCCUUGAAAUGAAACGAUUUGUCCAGUGGCUGAAGCCUCAGAAAAUUAUCCCUACUGUAAAUGUGGGUAACUGGAAAUCCAGAAAUGAAAUGGAAAAGCAUUUCAGAGACUGGAAAACAGAAGCUGCAGGAUGGAACUAGGAGGAUAAGUGGAAUUUGCACUACAAUAACUAAAUUCAGCGUGCAGUGUCGAAAUUUAAGAUGUUGUCUUCUAAUACAAGGGUCAUAUGUUCUGUCAAUCAAAAGCCUGGAAAUUCACCAAAACUGUAAGGGAUUUAUUUGUUCAAGCUGAAAAUUCCUGAAAUUUUGAAGAUCAACUGUUGCCUUAUCAACAAUUUUAUACGAUUAGUAUGUGGGACUAACAUCUAGAACACAGCUGUCCCCGCCCAUGAGAUAUUCGAGAAUACUUUGUAUGGACCUGAGUUCUACUGCAAUGCAAUAGGGCACUCUGAAUCUGAAAGAAUCAGUAUCUUUCUCAGCAGCCAACUUCUUCUUUAACUCAUUUGCAAAAUUUGCACUAUAAUUAAGGGCUCCAGAAAGCUAUAACUGCAGUACGCACAGUGGUGCCAAAUUAGAACAAUUAAAUUCAAACAAGAUAUAUGGAUAAUAAUGUAUUUAUCUUCUACAUUUUUAUAAAAGAAAUAUAUUUAAAUAAACCAUCUAAAUGCAUUUACA